Molecule: messenger RNA, 1731 nt
Organism: Homalodisca vitripennis (glassy-winged sharpshooter)
Lineage: Eukaryota; Metazoa; Arthropoda; Insecta; Hemiptera; Cicadellidae
Product: lysosomal-associated transmembrane protein 4A
Exons: 6
Coding region: 159-1055 (298 amino acids)
Cellular component (GO): lysosomal membrane
Source: RefSeq, a predicted model, not a curated record
AGUCACGUUAGACGUCCUUACGAAUCAAUCAUAUGUUGUUAUUGAAUCACUAUUGUUCUUGUUCAUUCGUUUAUUGUGACGACUUGUGCCUUUCUGUUGUGAGGAGAAGCUGUCAACGUAACUUUGGUGUCAGCAUUGAGUGUAUUUUCAUCUAAACGAUGCAGACCUGCCGGUUCAAAGUGCGGGACAGGACCGACGACUGGAAGUGUUGUUUCUGCUGCCAUGUCCGCACCGGCACCAUCUUCUUCGGAAUCUGGCACCUGAUGCUGCAUGUGCUGGCUUUAUCAGUGUUGGCAGUAGUGUUGAGACAUCCAGAAUUGAUGUCAUAUGACAGAGCUGUGGAUUUGAGGUCUGAUGUCCCCAAACCCACCCCGCUGUCAGAACUAGACCUCCACCAUGACACUGCAGAGAUACAGCUUACCCUGGGUCGGGAACAAGACAAACCCAUCAUCAUGCAGAACAACAUCGGUGGCCGCGCCAUCUACUAUCAGGACAUCAACACCUGUGUCAUCUUUACCUUCUGCACUUUCAUGAUUACACUUCUGAUGGUAUACGGAGCAAUCAAGGGCAAACCUGUCUACCUCCUGCCUUUCUUCUGCCUGCAGGUCUUCGACUUCUGUAUCUCCAGUUUAAGUGCUGUUGGUUUCCUGCUGUACAUGCCAAACAUGCAUGGCCUUAUCGCUCACAGUCCCAGGAUACCCUACCAGAAUGAGCUGCUGCAACUCAACGAGCAGUGUCUCUCUCUGCUGGUGCUUCUCACAUUUGUGAUUGCUCUGCUUGUUAAGGCUUAUUUCAUCGGAGUGGUUUGGAGCUGCUACAAGUAUCUUAUGCUCCGUGUGUUCCCCGGGCAACGCACUAUCCACUACAUCGACACCGAGAGCCUUCUGCCCAGCUACGAGGCUGCCGUCAAGAAAUACCCCACUCCUCCCCCCUCGUAUGCCACGGCCGUCCGCAACCAUCCACCAGCCUCUUCCCCCACCACUGAAACGCCCACUACCACCCCCGCCCCGGCCACGGACGCCCCCACCCAGCCCUCUCCUCCCCAACCCAUGUAAUACUUUAGAAGCUUCAACCGCUAAUUCAUUUCAUUGAAUGUAAAUCUUCAGUUUUUCUCAAUUAAAUUUCUGAAACAUAGUGUUGUGAUUUGUAUUAUUAGGGAUUAUACGUACUGAGUUAGGUGUUUAGAUUAUGGUUUAAAUGUUCCAUAUUAUUAUUUAGAUAAAUAUAUAUAUUUCAACUGUAUAAUAGGCAUAAAGUUUCUAAAGACAUUUAGGUGACUGAUGGACAACAAAGCAAUACGUACUAAUUAUAAUUUUUGUACGUACUAUGCAUCACUUUUUUAUGUUCAGAAAAUUAUUUUUCUUUUUCUCCUCGAUUUCAAAUACAUUAUUUAAAUUCAAAGCAAAUAAGAUUAGUUCAAGUUAUUAUUCACCUAACUAUCGUGCCUCAGAUUGAUUUGUAAAUAUAGGAGUAUACUUAUUUCUGGAAUUUUGCUAUUUACUUGUCAGUGCUAUUUGUAUAUAUUGUACCAGUACGUUAAUAUGUUUUUACUUUUUGUGUUUAUUUUAAUGUGUAAUUUUAUUGGAAGAUUGAUGUUCUAGCCCAAGAGUUGAACCAUUUGUUGUAGUGAUAAUUGGGGGUUAGAAGAUUUCUAAGAUCUUUCUCCAGUUACACAAACAUUCAUAUAUUCUUGUAAUUCAUGUUAGUUUAGAAAUAAAAAGUUUUAAACUA